AUGACAGUUAAACUGGGAUGUCUGUAUGUAGAGCAGUAUGUUUCCAAGAUCCUGAUGCAGCGAAAAGAAACUAAGGAACAGCUAUCCUCCCCUGCUAGUGAACUUCCAGAGGCCACUGUGGAGAACUGGAUCCUGCCCACAGUCUCUGAAGACAGAAAGAUUUCUCUUCCCGCAGAGAGCCCGUGGUUGUGGAAUACCAGGCAAUGCUGGGUAGGAUACCCUUUACAGCCGUUGACACCUGAGCUUCAUUAUUACUACAUAGUUGAGCUAUCAUUCUAUUGGUCCUUAAUGUUUUCUCAGUUCAUUGACAUCAAAAGAAAGGACUUUGCUAUCAUGUUCACCCAUCACAUCAUAGCGAUUAUUUUGCUCACCCUCUCGUACGUACUCAACUUCAUCCGUGUGGGGGGCUUGAUGAUCUGUCUUCAUGAUUCAGUUGACGUUGUGCUGGAGGCAGCCAAAUUGAUGAACUACUGCAAGUGUCAAAGACUGUGCGAUGUCCUUUUCCUCAUGUUUGCGAUUAUUUUCAUUAUCACAAGACUUGGACUAUAUCCUUUCUGGAUAUUGAACACAGUAAUAUUUGAACUUCCUGAAGUGAUCGGCAGCUUUCCUGCCUUGUCAAUCUUUGUCAUUUUACUUCUGGUCCUUCAAGUCCUCCACUGUUUUUGGUCUUACCUAAUAGUAAAAACAGCGUAUAGAGCGAUUUCUAAAGGCAAGGCUGGGAAGUGGAACCCUUUGCAUGCAAGAGAUGACCGCAGCGACAUUGAGUCGAGCUCAGAUGAAGAAACCUCACCUCCUCAUUCAAAGAUCUCCCAUAGCUCUGCCACGACCAAUGGGACCAGUGGAACGAAUGGGACAAACGGCUACCUCACCGGUGGCAGUUCUGUGGAGGAACACUAAUUUCCCUGGAUUAAGCACUGAUAACAUGAACAAAAUGAACUGUUUGUUACAGGAAGUAAAUAAGUUAUGAAUGGGUUUCGC
Molecule: messenger RNA, 978 nt
Organism: Gekko japonicus
Lineage: Eukaryota; Metazoa; Chordata; Lepidosauria; Squamata; Gekkonidae
Gene: CERS6
Product: ceramide synthase 6
Exons: 8
Coding region: 1-897 (298 amino acids)
Biological process (GO): ceramide biosynthetic process
Cellular component (GO): membrane
Molecular function (GO): sphingosine N-acyltransferase activity
Source: RefSeq, a predicted model, not a curated record